AUGGUUGCUACGCGAUCUACACGCUCGCAAGCCAACGGUGCACAAAUUAAUUACCGAGAAAAACAAGAAUCAGAUUUAAGGCCAGACAAUGGGGAUUCGGAUACUUCCGAGGACGAUAAUGAUAAUUCUAAAGAUGCUGAACCAAUUUGGCUUCAGGAUGAAAACAUUGCCGAGGACCAGGAUGUAGCUCUUAGCUCUGACGAAGAGGAAAAUGACGACCAGCUUAAUCAAUUGAUAGACGCGAAUUUUGUCAAGAAAAGCGAUCUCAAAGAACGAGAAGAGAACGCGGAAGAGGCCGUAAUCGAUGAUGCCACUAUUUCACUAAAGAUCAACAAACUUCAGGAGUUCGUUAAGCAGAGUCAAGUAUAUUCUGGCAUAAUAGCAGACACGCUGUUAAAUAAGUCGCAAGAUCGACAAGUUAAAAGUGAUGAUACAGAACAACCUGCUAAAAAGCGGAAAAAAAUAACCGAUUUUUUUGGGAAAAGUUCUAGAGCUAUUGAAAGUACCGAACCUCAGUCAGAAAAAUUUACUCAUCAACAACCAUCCCUCCUCCAUAAUUGCGAGCUAAAACCAUAUCAACUAGAAGGCGUCAAUUGGCUCAUCACUCUGUACGAAAAUGGCUUGAACGGUAUUCUCGCAGAUGAAAUGGGCUUAGGCAAGACGCUUCAGAGCAUAGCGUUGUUUGCCUUCAUUACUGAGAUGGACACCAAGGGCCCUUUCCUGAUAGCAGCUCCCCUGAGCACAGUCGAUACUUGGAUGAGUGAAUUUGCUAGAUUUGCACCAGACAUCAGCGUUUUAAAGUACUAUGAUUCUCAAGGACAACAAAAACGAGCUUCGAAAAUUAAGAACUUCUUCAAACAAACCAAGGGAAGCGGAGUCGUUAUAACAUCCUAUGAGAUGAUCAUUAGAGAUAUCGACUUGAUUUUAUCUUACCAUUGGAAAUUCCUAAUCGUGGACGAAGGUCAUCGUAUUAAGAAUAUUAACUGCAAGUUAAUUCAGGAGCUCAAACGCAUUAAUACCUCAAAUCGUCUAUUACUCACUGGUACACCUUUGCAGAAUAAUUUAGGAGAAUUGUGGUCGCUUUUGAAUUUUAUCUUACCUGAUAUUUUUGCUGAUUUUGAGAUUUUCAACAAAUGGUUCGACUUCACUGACUUAGAAUUGCAAAGUUCGUCCGAAGGAUUGAAUAAACUGAUAAAUGAUGAACUUGAAAAAAGCUUGAUCUCUAACCUACACACUAUUCUCAAGCCCUUUCUACUUAGAAGGUUGAAAAAAGUAGUAUUGGCCAAAAGUUUACCGCCGAAACGUGAGUACAUUGUUAAUUGCCCGCUUACCCCGCUUCAGAUUAAGUUCUAUAAAGCUGCUUUGAACGGGAAAUUGAAACAAACUGUUUUCAAACAAGCUAUUAAAAAAUUCUUUUCGUUGAACCAAGACCACAUUGGCCAGGUUAGUAAUAAGACCAUACGGAACUUCAUGAACUGGAAAAUGAGUGAAGAACAAGAAAAACCAGCAGAUAAAGUUAUUCUGGAAAUGGACAAACUUUAUAACGAGCAUAUUCGUCGAGAACUUUUGAACAAGAAGCUUCAAAAUACCAUGAUUCAAUUGAGACAAAUAGUGGACUCCACCUUAUUAUUUUUCUUCCCUUUCAUGGACCCAGAACAGUUGAAGCUCGAUUUUUUACUGCAAUCUUCCGGAAAACUCCAAAUCCUGCAGCAAUUGGUUCCACCUCUAAUUCAUGAUGGACACAAAGUGUUAAUAUUCACGCAGUUUGUGACAAUGCUGGACUUUUUGGAGGAUUGGUGCGAAUUGAAUCAAAUUUCGGUAUGUCGUAUCGAUGGAUCGAUGGAUAAUGACACUCGUCAAGAACAUAUUAAUCGCUUCAAUUCUCCAAAAGGCCAAUAUAAAGCGUUCUUGAUAUCAACACGGGCCGGUGGACUAGGGAUAAACCUUACGGCUGCUGACUCAGUGGUUCUUUUCGAUAGCGAUUGGAAUCCUCAGGUUGAUUUGCAAGCUAUGGACCGAACUCACCGAAUCGGACAGACUAAGCCUGUGGUUGUCUACAGACUGUGUUGCGACAAUACCAUUGAACACGUUAUAAUGACGCGCGCCGCUAGCAAGCGCAGACUUGAGAAGAUGGUGAUUCAGAUGGGCAAAUUCAGCAAUUUAAAACGUCUUGCGGGAAGUGAACAAUCGUUUAGUGGCAUGAGCGCGGGACGCACACACCAACAUUCCUCCCCUUCGAAUAAGGAGCUCAUGCAAGAACUGUCACAACUUCUGCUGAGUGGAGAAUCAAGCAUCGGUUUUGCCAGAGGCCUCGACGGUGGUGCACUGACGGGUGACGAACUUAAAGAACUUUUCGACCGCUCAGCUGCCGCGUUCAAACCCAAAAGGGCUGAAAAAGAAUGGGACCAUAUUAAACUUUUUGAGACCACCAGCGCGGAGGAAUAA
Lachancea nothofagi CBS 11611 is the source of this 2445-nucleotide messenger RNA. NCBI's taxonomy places the organism in Eukaryota, Fungi, Ascomycota, Saccharomycetes, Saccharomycetales, Saccharomycetaceae. The record is from the annotation of a GenBank genome assembly.